Scylla paramamosain (green mud crab) is the source of this 5658-nucleotide messenger RNA. RefSeq names its product transcription factor elt-3-like. Gene Ontology annotation, biological process: regulation of transcription by RNA polymerase II. Gene Ontology annotation, molecular function: zinc ion binding; protein binding; sequence-specific DNA binding. The record is from RefSeq and is a predicted model, not a curated record. The transcript is spliced from 12 exons. Gene Ontology annotation, cellular component: nucleus. Bases 175 to 2016 code for a protein of 613 amino acids. Lineage: Eukaryota; Metazoa; Arthropoda; Malacostraca; Decapoda; Portunidae.
AGUGUUGUUGAUCAGCGUCAGAAUCUCAGUAAUGGCGGACAUGCGAGCUUGCACGAUAAGAAUCACAUUCUUAUUUUAAGCCUUUACCCAUUGAUAUUACCUGUAAAGUUUAGUAAAGGCUGCUCAUGAAAGAGCUCUCUACAAAAGAGGAUAAGGAAGGUGUGCAGCUUAGUUAUGGCUUUGUCAGAAGGAUUGUUGAAACUGAGAUGGAACAACCAUGAAGCGACAUUCUGUCACAUACUGCAUAGGCUCCGAACUAAACAACGGUACUCGGAUGCAACUUUAGCCUGUGAGGGUCGUCUCUUCAUGGUGCACAGACUGGUGUUAGCCACAUGUAGUGACUUCUUUGAUGAAAUCUUUCAACAAACUCCAAGUGAUACCACUCGGGCUGUUAUUGUACUAAAUGAGGCUCGAGCACAUGAUGUAGAGUGCCUACUUGAUUAUAUGUACUGUGGUCAGGUUAAUGUGCGACAGGCCAACCUAGCAUCUCUACUGAAAACUGCAGAAUCGCUGAAAAUCAAGGGCCUGGCAGUUCCUGAGGCAAACUUUGGAAGCCUAAGCACUAAGCGAAGUCAGGACCAUUCUUCUUUUGAAAGCCCUUCACCAAAAAAGAAGCGAAAAAAGAAAAGUACAUCCUCGGGAAUGCCUGGUCUACCAUCCACCAAAGCAUCUGAGUCUCUCACUGUUGCUAAUUCUCCUUCAUCAUCACCUUGGAAUUCUGUAAAUGAGGCUCCUACACUGAGCUCUUGCCAGUUUUCUACUCCUUCCUCUCUUCCAGCUCCUGUAAUUUCCUCAUCUUUACCACUACUUCACACUACAUCAGUUAGCCAGUCUACCCCUUUGUCCAUAUCAACAAAGGUCACUACAUCAGCAUCAGAUGCAGAGAGGACCAAUCCAAAAACUGGGUGGCUACAGAUUGUGUCAUCAAUGCGUCAAGGACAAGAGAUGGCUCAGACACCAUGUGAGACAAUGUCAAGUCAAGCAACAAGUCCCACAAAACAAAAUUCUACACGUCCUAGGAAGACAAGAUCACCUAAACCAUCUGCAGUAGAUGCCUUCCCAAGCCAGUUUCUUCAGACAGAAUUCAAAGAAGAAGUGAAAGAUGAACCUUAUGAAGAAUCUGAUCUUGUGCAAGGUGAAGAGGAUAAUGCUUGGGAAGAGAAUGAGUCUCAACAAGAACCUGGGGAUAGUUGCAGCUACAGGCGCAUUCCUUCUCUAUACCCUCCACCAGGCCUACACCCAGUAGUGUCUGGCACCCCUGCUUCCUCUGUGUUGCCUCUAGGAAUGUUCCGCAUUGGUUCAUACAGUGCUCAAAGUGGUGGUCAAGCAUGGGAGAACACUGGCCAGCUGAGAAAGUCACCAGAAUCACAUGGGCAAGAAGCUCUUCCUAGUGCCAGUCAGCAGCCUGUGAGCCAAGCUAUCGUGUCACCCAAAUUGAUGCCUUAUGCCAUGUGCUCCAACUGUGGCACCAACAACACAAAGCUGUGGAGACGUAAUGAUAAAGGUGAGAUAGUCUGCAAUGCAUGUGGCUUAUACUUCAAACUACAUGGAGUUAAUCGACCUAGCCACCUCUUCCGCACUGCUCCCAUGACACGAAGGAGAAAUCCUAAGAAGAAAAAGGAAGCAAACAAUAGUGCUACUGAUCAUCUGGAUCAGGCUAUCAAUGCAGAUUCUUCCCAAGACAAGGAACAUGUGCCAGAAACAGACCCUCAGGAUGGAUUUGCUGUUCUAAAUGCAGCUUUAACACUCAAUUCCCUUCUUGCGAAAGCCAAAGCACAACAAUCAGAAACCCAGGCUAUUCAGAGAGCAACUCUUCCUAUAAUGACCAAGUUCCAGUUCAAUCAGUAUGUGGUCACUGUGGUCACUCUUGCCAAUAGAGUCCAUCAGAUGUCCCAAAUGAGUCACGUCCUCCUCCACCCCCUCUUCUCAAGAUCCCAGUCCCAGGUCAUGGACAUGAGGAAGUUGCUGUUUCACCAAGGGAACCCCCAUUGGAGCAUAAUUCACAAGACCCUGUAGAAUGCCAGACACAAGUUCUUAGUUCUCAUCCAUCACCUUUAUCACCUCCUCAUAUUCAAUCUGCUCCAACCUCACCUCAAGAGAGCAGUGAUGGAAGGAAAAUUAUUGCUCAGAUUUUAGAUAAAUGAGUGUGGUUAAUACUAUCUGUGUUUUUAUAGCUGAAUGUAUUUUCUUUAUGAGGUGCACAUAGGUGUUACUUUUGAUACCUAAGUGUAAAAGUAAAAGCCUUAGUAAGCAAGAAUCAUGUAGUUUUGGCCUACUCAGGGGAGUCAUGAUGCUCAUCAUGCAUGAAAUGAAAUUAUUGCUCAGUGUUUUAUUGAGUAAUUAUAAAAAGUAAGGUAUAAUUUCAAUUCAUAUGAUAUUUUGCAUGUUAGUAAUGUAAAUCCUAAUGUAUUUUAAAUAAUAAGAGAGAAUAUGACAUAAACUCAUUAAUAUUAAGCUUUCGCACAUUUGUCCUUGUCUCCUGUGUAACAGUGGAGUUUGUAAACUUGCCCUCACCACAUUAAUGAUUUUUUAGUUGAUUUGAUAUAUAUAUCAUGAAUAUAUAAAAAAAAAUAAUAAUCUUUUUAGACAACAGCUAAGUACUAAUGUGAUAAGAAUUUAAAUUCAUACAAAAUUUAUUUUAGUAUGACUAAGAUAUUUGCUUUUACAAUUUCCCUGUAGUUAAAUAAUUUUCUGGAAGAAUAAUCAGUCUCACUAAUGAAUAAAUAAGAUAAUAGUGUACCCAGUACAGAAGAACCAUUCAUAAACUUUAACACACACACACACACACACACACACACACACACACACACACACACACACACACACACACACACACACACACACACACACACAGGACUAGUAAUUCAAUUUUUACACUUGCUGCAUUCAAAGGAACUUAUAAAACUUGUAACAUAUAGCAGCCAAGUUGUACAUAUGCAAGAAAGGAAUAUUAAGAUGUUUCUUCCACCAUAAGUCUCCAACAGUGGCUUAACCAACCUAUCCCUGUUCAGUACAACAUAGGCUUUGCUACCAAUUUUGAUAAAUUACUUCAGGAGAUCAAAUUCAGUCAGUUACAGCUGUUUGGCACAUUGUCACUGUCAGAGUUCAGCUACCUCUGUGCUGUGUGCAUUAAAGCCAUGCUCCUUGCUGCUCUCCAUCACUUUUCCUGUAAGACAUUAAGAGUAUCUCCUUGCUUCUCAUCAGUGGUGCCAUCACCAUUACAAACUGUACCUUUCUCAGACAAUUACUAACUUCAGAACAAAGAGAAGGAAGCAAGGUAGGAAGUCUCUUGAUCCAGCAGGAAUUUCCUUCAGCAUCUCAGCUACCAGUAUGUCUCUCUGUAGCCUCCCCAUAUAAGUGAUGGCAUAAUCAUGUGAUCACACUAUAAAUCAGUGCACGUCUCACUGCCCUGUUCAUGGCUUUCCAAGGCUACCAAACUAUUUGGCAUAGUGGUUUUCAACACAUCUCAUCAAAAUGCGAUGACUUACUGCAUAAUGAAUUUAUAAAGACUUACAACACUGAAUUGGUUUAAUAGGGAUUUGAAAACUGAGAAAAAAAUACCAAGAGGAUAUUUGAAAAAAACAGGAUAUAACUUGAAUGAUGUGAUUCUUGAGUAUCCAGUUUAUAUGCAUAAUGUAUUGAUAUUGGCCACUCUUUUCCAUAACCAGUGAAAAUAACUUGAGGGCUGUGUAUGAUUUGUCUGAGAUCUCUCUCGACUUACUAGUGAGGAUGCAAAAUCUUUACAGUAUCAGCUAAAAAAAAAAAAAAAAGUCAUGUCCAUUUCCUACAAGCUGUUGAGUAGGGAUGAUUCAUUAAGCAAAUGCAUUGGCAUAAAGGAAUGGCAGUUGAAUGUACAGUGGCACAGAAGAGGGAGACAUAACAAAUAAAGUGAUACAUUUUAUAAAGUACUACUGGCUUUGAUAAUAUGACAGCUACAGUGAGUGUAACAUAUCACUAUAAGAAAAUAAUCUCAAAUAUAUUUUCUUGUCACUUUUUUUUUCUUUUUUUUUUAAUACUGAGCUUAUAAAUGCACUUAGGUUAAUUAUUACAAUAAGUUUUUUUUUUUUAAGUGAAUGUGUCUUCUGAGUAGAAAACAUAUUGCAGCUCAUUGAAGGUAAUGGUAAUUAUCUGAUUAUUGCUUAACUUUUAUUUAACAGUAGAAGAAUAUUUCUUAGUUUGUGGUGAUUUGCCAGUCUCUGAUAUACAAAUGCAUUCAUAAUAGAUUUUGUUUGACAGUUAUUUUAUUUGGUAUUUUUGGAUUCCCAUCUUUCAUUGUCAUGGGACAGUCAGCGAUCUUGUCAUAUUUAUUCAUAUGCAACUUUUUGUUGGAAAUUUAGAAAUUUUGUUAAAUUUCAGUUAGAGGAGUGUGAACUUUUCUACCCCACCAUGUUGCCUCUCCUACUCAGUUUCAUUUCUUUACAUUACAUUAUCUUUUAUGUAUGUAAACAAUAUUUGUUAUGAACAAAGAUAUUUGAACCUCAGCUGUGUGCAUUUUUUUGCAGUAUUUUAUUUUAGUGUUAUUGAUAAGUUUUGCUACAUAUUACAAUACUCUCCCACUUGAUUGUGGUAUUGUUUAGGAUCUUAUGUAAAAGGUCUUAUAUGUUAUAACAUAACCAUGAUUGUGAUGGUUUUGGUUCCAGAUAAAUAUAAGAUAGGAAAUUAUGGAUAUUCAUAUGCUUUAAUAAGAUAUUUUAAAUAUUUAUGUAAAUUUAAGCUGUGUAUGAAGGAUGUUGAAAUUGAUAAUUGUAGGUGUGGAACUUGUAACACAAAUGGGAAUGGUUGUUAAUUACUCAUUUAUAUUCCCAUAUUUUCAGUUCUAUUUUUGAUGGAAUGACUUGGUAAUGCUCAAUUUAUUACCUACUCUACUUAAGUUGUUUGCUUUAAAGUAAAGAUAUUAAAUAUUUCCUAUGGAUACCAUUAUUUUUUUAAAUUUUAGUUGCUGUUAGCAUAUAGCAUGGGAUCUCUAGUUUCUUUUCCAUAUUGUAAUAAAGCAUUAUAGUUUUUAUUUUCAAGUUUGCUAUAUUUCUUGUUUUUUGUCUGAUUGUGUUCUGCUGCAUCAUAUGAGGAAAAAAUUGCUAUAUUUCUCCUUUUUUGUCUGAUUGUGCUCUUCUGUUGCAUCAUAUGAGGAAAAAUUCUGAAUGGAACUGAAUCUUAUGUUUUUAUAGGUAUCUAAAGUAAUGUUUCAGGUUCAAAAGAUAUUGCUAAUAUGACACAAUGGAAAACUAAAGGAAACUUUUUUUUGUAUUUUAAGUCUACCAAGUAUGUAUAUAUUUUUUAUGUAUUUGUUCAUUAUUUAAAGUAAUUAUGAUACCUUAUUUUUAAGUACCAUAUAUUUAUAAUAAUUUAUCAUAUAUAUAUAUAUAUAUAUAUAUCCUGUAUUGAAAAUCUCUGCAUUGUGUACAUCAACUCCAAUUUUCAGAACAAAUAAUCUCAUGUAUAUUCAUUUUUUUUUUUUAUACAUAAAUAUUUAAACAUACUUAAUGAAAUAUUAUGUGUUAUGGCAGUAUGAAUUAAUUUGUAAGAACAGGUAUUCUUUUUUAUCUCAUGUCUUGAGCUGAUAAAUUAAAUUAAUUAAAUGUCUCACCAAAGAGAGUAAAGAGAUGAGAUUGGAGGCUGACAUAAGAUACAUAACUGUUUACUAAUAAAUGGCACAUUUAG